This is a messenger RNA of Leptomonas pyrrhocoris, 10491 nucleotides long. RefSeq names its product putative serine/threonine-protein kinase putativeprotein kinase. Gene Ontology annotation, biological process: protein phosphorylation. Gene Ontology annotation, molecular function: ATP binding; protein kinase activity. The record is from RefSeq and is a predicted model, not a curated record. The coding region runs from base 1 to 10491 and encodes 3496 amino acids. The transcript has a single exon. NCBI's taxonomy places the organism in Eukaryota, Euglenozoa, Kinetoplastea, Trypanosomatida, Trypanosomatidae.
AUGCGCGGCUUUUUGCGCCGCAUUUUGGGUCGUAGGGUGUCGCGUGAUGACGCCGCGGCGGACGCGGCGGUGCCGCCGCUGAAGUCGCUGCACGUGCACGUCGCCACGUCCAACACCCACGUCCACCGCAGCAGCGACAUGGAUGACGACGACGACAACGGUGACAGCGGCUACGAGUCUCCCGGCCUGCUCGACGUGGCGGCCAUCUCCGGCCUCUCCUCCCCCACGUUCUCCUUCAGCAGUCGAAACGCGACCGCCUCCGAGGUGAACAGCCCGACCGCGUCGAGGCCGCCGCUCAGCAACGCGGCCGGCCCCGGGGCGUCCGAUAAGGCGGUGGCUGCGGGCGAUGCUGCUGCAGUAGCUCGAGUGGGCACCCCCAACGAGCCGGACGGUCACCCCACACACGGCGGGGGCGGGAGCGAUGCGGCGGUGGACGACUUUCUAAACAACGUCAUCGCCGGCAACACGGACGUCCUGCGCAAGCAGCUCGCGCAGCAGAAACUCGAGGCGGCGGCGGAGGCGGCGGCGGCUCUCGCGGCGCAGAAGCCGCACGGCAACAACAGCACCGCCACCACCGCCGCCGCGCGGAGUCGACAGGGAUCGACGCAAAAUUCCUUCGCGGGCGGCAGCGGUCCCCGCGGCAGCACCGCGAACACGCCGACGUGUCCCGCCGAGGGCAAGGCGUUGCCUUCGCAGCAGCCAUCGCAACCAUCCGCACCCGCAGUCCCAGCAGCGACGAAUAAUGCUGGUAGUUCGCAGGCCGCACCGCCGCCACCGCACGCGCCGUCGCACCGCCACAAGUAUGUCAGCAGUGCUGCCCGCUCCCUGCAGGACUACGAGCUCAUCGCCUUUCUCGGCAGCGGCACCUUCGCGGAGGUCACGCUGGCGCGGAACAAGAUCACGAAGGAGUACUUCGCGGUGAAGAAGAUCUCGAAGCAGCGAGUGAAGGAGGAGGGGUGUGUGGAGCGCACCUUCACGGAGCGCCAGCUGCUGGCGAACCUGCACCACCCCUUUCUCGUCCGCCUCUGCCAGGCCUUCCAGAGUCAGACGCACCUCUACCUCGUCCUCGACUUCGCGCAGGGCGGGGACUUGUUCUACCUGCACAAGCAGCAGAUUUGGCUGCGGAGUAUGCGGCGGGUGCUGGUGAAGAUGCAGUACCCCUACUACCAAAGCACAUCGAGCACGUUUGCGGUGGUCCAGACCGGGUCGAACCGAGCGUCGCCGGCGCCGCCGCUGCUGCCGUCUAGCACCUCGUGCGAACACGAGCCUUUGCACCACCACCUCCAAAGCAGCAGCAGCAGCAGCGCGAGCCCGCAGCCGCACCCCGAUCACGGCCGCGUUUCUUCACCACCUAAUGCAGCAGCGGCGGCGCCGUCAUUGAAAAGCAGCGCCGAUGACGCCCCGCGAGGCGGUCCCCAAUCUCUGUUAGCCACACCACCCCUGCGGUCACCACCGGCGGGCGCGACGGACGCUGCAGCGCGACGCGGCGACGCCGACCCGAUGACCACCAUCGCUGCAGCAGCUUCGCACGAUCCCGCACACGCGCAUGCCGUUCGCGGGUGCGGCGGCGGCGGCUUCACCACGACCCGCACCAUGACAGGCGCGACUGUUACGAGCAGCGCCGCGCAGACGUCGCGCUCCCCUACCACUCAGCCCGCCUUCGCAUCGUCGCAUCAGCACCUGCACAGCGGCAGCGGCAGCGGCGGCGGUGCUGCCCACAACGCGCGGCUAGACGGGAGUGCGGCAGACGACGACGAGGAAGCGGAGACGGAGGUGUCGGAGUUUGACCUGACAGACAUCAACAACAGCAUCGUCGGGCCUGACGAGGGCGGGUGGCCGAACACCUCCUUCGGGCAGCGACCGCAAAAGCAGCUGCAGCAGCAGCGACGUCGGCCCCCGCCGGACUUCCGCUACUACACAACCGAUGCGGUGGAUGAGUUCGACGGGUCCGCGUCGACGGUCGCGCCACACCACGGCGACGGCGCGGUGGUGGUGGCGUCGCCAUCGUCGACGUUAUCCGGCACCACUCCACCAACUACAACCGCUGCAGGUGUCACCGCCGCUGCUGAUCGUCACGCAGAACAUGAAACCUCCGGCGUCCACGCCGCGGGGCCGCAACGCGUCAGCAGUAACGGCGGCGAAGACGCCUCAUCUGUGUCGCUCAACGCCCCCUCCGCCACAGCAACCACCACCGCAGCGGCAGCCUUCCUACUCCGCUCCGGCGCAUCUUCCUCUUCCUCCUCAACGCACGCCUCUAAAGGCCGCUAUCGCCGUCACCGGACAGGUCGCACCUCCGGCGAUGCGCCGGCGUCAAACGACGAUGACGAGGAUGCGGAGGCGAGAAAGAAUGUGAAGGGCGCCGUGCACCCCGGCGAGGCAAUGCCGUCUUCUGCGUCCUCUUCCACAGCGCUGACAUCGAACGCACCACCGACAUCAUCUGGGCGCCUGCCACCGCUGCGGAUGCCUGCGGCAGCGACCCGCAGGCGGCUCACCGACGGGGGCAGCGCCACGCCGAGUAGCACGAGUCUGAGCGGUGAGACCGCCGCCACAGCAGCAGCAGGAGCAGCAGCGAGGGCGUUGGAGGGGAGUCGUCAUUCGCUUUCAUCGACCAGCGCCACGCCUGUGGGAGUUGGGCUGACAGACGAGGACAACAGCACAGGCCGCGAUGGCGAGACCGCCUCAGCGCCCUUUACCGCAGCGAAACCACCACCAACAUCACUGCGGCAACAGCAGCAGCAGCCGUCGUUGUCGCAGCGCGCCAGGAAGCUCUCACUGGACCGUGCCGCGCUGGCGGAGGCCACCGCCGCUGGCGCAUCGGCCGUGGAAGGGAGUCGCGCCUCCGCCGGGAAGCACGGCCACCAUCAUCACCACGACCGUCGUCAUCAGCACCGCAGUUCUGAGGCGAAGAGAGAAAAGAAAAAGGCCAAGGACAAGACGAGCGCGAGCGCGCAGGCGGGCAGCGGCGCGACGGCGGAGGACGCGGACGGCGACGCCGCCAGCGCUGCGAGCCCAAGCGACACCACCAAGAAGAGCAAGGCGAAGAAGAAGAAGGCCAACACGGUGAGCUCGACGAGCAACAGCGCCGCUGAAGCUCCGAGUGUGUCGGGCACGUCGGUGCGCGGUCCCUCGCUGACGACGAACGCUAUCGACACAGCACCCGGGGAAUCCGCUGCGCAGGGGAGCGCUGUGAGCGACAACAACGCUAGAGGAGGUGGAGGUGGAGGCGAUGAAGCCGCCACCACAGCCAGAAGUCCCGCCACACCGGCGGUGCAUCCGAUGGAAGCCUCGCCGGCCCGGCAGGCAGCCGCGAAAGCUGCCGCCGCCCACGUCGACCUUGCCGCUCCCUUCCACCAAGUCGGCAUGGAGUCCAGCGAGACGGUCCUGCGCGAGCCGCCGCCCUCGGCGAGGUUUGCGCCGGACGACAGCCAUCGCCUGCCGCUGCGCCUCGUCGCCUUCUACGCGGUGGAGGUCGCGUUGGUGCUGCAGUACCUGCACAGCGAGGGCUUUCUCUAUCGCGACCUCAAGCCGGAGAACAUCCUGAUGCGCGGCGACGGGCACGUGAUGCUGACCGACUUCGGCGUGGCGAAGUACCGCAAAGGCGCCGUCAUCGCGUCCGCGACGGGGGCGGCGGCCGGCGGCGGCGCACCCGCCAAAGCCGACAACCCCGCCGCGACGACGGACGGCAAGGCGAACAGCUUCACAGGCACGACGCAGUACAUGAGUCCGGAGAUGCUGCGCGGGCUCCCGCACGACUCCCGCACCGACUGGUGGAGCUACGGGUGCGUGCUGUUCGAGUGGGCGAAUGGACGGAAGGCCUUCGACGGCGCGAACCAGUUCUCGCUCUUCCGCGCCAUCGUGGAGGACGAUGUGAAGGUCGCGGCGGACGACUACCGCCUCACCGUGCUGGAGGUGCACUCCCGCGUGGCGCAGUUGCACUACCGAUCGGAGGAGCUGCGCAUGGAGUACGAGGAGCGCGCGGCACGGCGGCUGCGCAACAGCCGACACUCCGCCGUGUCCGCCGCCGUCGUCUACAACCGCGAGAGCCACAGCUUCGAUGUGAGUCUGCUGUCGCCGCCGUCUGUCCCAGCUGCGAGCCCAACGGUCGACCUAACCGCGGAGGGCGAAAGCAGCAAUGAGAAAGACGGCAAGGAGGAGCGUGCGGCAUCCCCUGCGCAGCAGCGGCGGCAGCAGCCGACAGCGACGGCAGCGUCAUCGCCCUCGACGCAGAGCGUCACGCACGGCAGCGGCGGCGGAAGCGGCAAAGGUGACGGUCCCCCUCGCCGCACGGAGCAAUCCUCCCUGGCUGACCCCCGUAGCGACGACGUCCACGCCGAGCGGAGUGGUGAUGAUAAGAAUAGAAAUUUGAACAGCGGAAAUACAGCAUCGACGACAAACGCGAAUGAAAGCAGCGGCAGCGUCACCGGCGCCGAGGCCGUCGCGGCGCUGCUCAACGACUCCUUUGCGGGUCAGCGCGGCGGCGGCGAUGAAGGGAGCCCGCCGCACGCCCGUCUGGGGGACUCCUUCAACACGAACACCCUCAACAACACCAACAACUCCUUCGCGAGCGUCGCGCGCAACUCGGUGUUUAGUCUCGGCGGGACGCCUACAAACCUGUCGCUGCGGCUGACGACGACGGAGGACGGCAGCAUCGCGGCGCUCGUCUCGUUGGCGGCGCCGUCGGCGCUGCGCGAGCGGCAGCGACGGGAGCGGCAGCUACAGAGCCGGCGUCGCCGCGCCCGCCUGUCGUGCCUCGCCAUCGAUCCGCUCACACGCGACCGCUACAUCGAGGACGCGCUGCACCAAAUGGAAGAGGCACAGGCGCUGCUGCGCGACUUGACGCUGAAGCUGUUAGACCGCGCGAUGGAGAGCCGCCUUGCCGGGGCGGACGUGCUGGAGCACCCCUUCUUCACCUGCCCAUACGUCGUGUCGCAGCUGUACUACCGCGUGUACCAGCAGCGGUCCCUGGCGCGGGAGAUGCGCAAGUCGGGGCCGAUCGCAGCGGGCAGCGGAACGCAUGCUUCGUUCACGGACCUGACGGGGUCGAUGCGCGUGGACGGGUUAUCGGGUGGGUCCGCCGCGCAUGCUGCUGCUGCGCCGGCGCCUGUUAGCAGCGGCGGCGGCAUCCUUCAUCCGUCCAUCGGCGGCAGCAGCCCGGCGCAGAAGAGUGCCGCGCUGCGCUGUGCCGACAGCCGCUACGGCUCUUUCGCGGCGCCGUCCUCGCUGCGGCGGCCCGACGACUGGCGACGGCUCUUCCUCGAGCGCCGCAUUCGUGCCCUCUACAUCCCACGGCUGCGCACGCGCGAUGACUUGCGCUACUUCCCGGCAGCGGUGACGGCGACGGGGCUCUCCGCCGCGGUUGAGCAGCACCGCCUCCUGAAAGAGGCGAAGGAGCAGCAGAAAGAGCGACUGCGGGCGAGCAAGGCGACGCCGAUGCACAGCAGCGGCGGGACGGCCGCCGCUAUACCGAGCAGCAUUACCGGUACGCUGUCGGCCGCACACGGCCCGCUCGGGGCGGCGGCGCUGCAGGCCGCCGGGGAGCCGGUGGUGGUCGUGCCGAUGGAUGCCGAGGCGGCUCAUCAAAUACAGCAGUUGGUGGAGAGCAGCUCGCCGAGUCACGCGACGUCAAGAGAAGAGAACGAUCGCACCGCCUCGUCGUCGGCCGCUGCCGCCGCUGCCGUGACGGACUCAGUGAAGUCGAACGCGGAGGCGAAUGCGGUGACGGUUCAGAUCGGCGGCGACCUGCGGGUGCCGGCGGUGGAGCACAGCGCGUCCCCCCAUGAAGUGGCGGCAACCACAGUAGAGAACUUCCGCAGCAACAACUCCAACGUGGGUGGCGCGAUGCCCACAUCAACAUCAGCGGACGGUGAGGCUGCGGCGACGGCGACACGGCUGGAUGCCGCGCACCCCUCCACGGAACCAAUGCCCGCGCCACGACGCGAUGACGCUGCGGCGGAUGCGACGGGCCAUCAGCGCAACACCAACAGCGGCAAUCACCCCGCGACCUCGACGCCUUCCGCGGCUACGACGCUGACGCCGGCGACGGAGGCGCAAACGACGCAGCGCGCAGCACCCGCCGCAACGGCCAGCACACGGUCGCCGCUGUCGCCGUCGCUGCCAGACGAGGACGAGGGCGAAGAGGAUAAGCCAGCACGAGGCGACGUUGUGCAACUGAUGAGCACCGCACACCGCGCUGCAGCGGCAGCGGCAACGAACACGCAUACAAAUGCGGAUGAUGAUGAUACAAGCAAGGAUACCACCGCCGUCUCUCGUCCGCUCGUGUCGUCGAACGUGGCGGCACACGCGCCAGACAGGGGGUCUGGCCCUGUGUCCCGACCAGCCGUCAUCGUUGCAGCCGCAGCAGCCGAACCGUCCACGUCGACAACCACGGCCACCGUCGAAGGAAUGUCCACCGCGGGCACCGUCUACGGUGCAGACAACACCUCGCUUUUGGAUUCCGCCCCCACGGCCACGUGUGAGCACAGUAUCACCAGCUUCAUCAGCAACCCAAAGCACGCCGCCACGACCACGACCACGGCGGAGUCGCCGGCGGCCAACAGCGGCGGCGCGGCGCUCGCCUCGCCCUCGCACCUGCUCGAUCGCGCCGCGACCCUUCCGCAGAGCUUCGUGGAUGCGGCGUUGGCUGCCGCCGCCGCUGCGCAGCGUAAACUGCAGCAGCAGCAGCCGGCUCUGGCUUCGGUUCACUCCUCCUCCAUGGUGCUGCAGCGCAGGGAUGCCGGCGCGUCGCACGACUCCCUCACCGCCACGUCCGCGUCGCCGAGUCUUCGUCGGGCGGCGACGGCGCCGUUGGAGGGGUACGGGUCAUUCAAUGGCGCCCCAAGUGCUGUCGGAGCCGGGCCGGCCGCGGUGGUCGCAGCGGCAGACGGGGCCGGUGGCGCCGCCCCGCCAGGAGGCGACCCCAUCUUUCUCAUCGCCGCAGAAGACGGGUCAGCAGCGGCGGCAAAUGCCGGUCCCGCAGCCACCACGACCGUCGAGGGCGACGAUGCUGGGGCAGCCGCGGGAGCACCCGAUCGCAACAGCCACAACAGCACAGAAGAAGGCACCGCGACGGCCGCGGAGGUGAACGACGGCGGCGAAACCGCGCCGCACAGUGCAGCUGUGGCUCUUGCCGGCGGCACACACGACGCUGUCAACAGCGACGAGGUGGGCGACGGUGACGGUGGCGGUGGUGGCGGUUACUACGAGCAGGAUGCGCUGGCAGAGGAGCCGCACGCAGAGGAGGACGAGGAUGGACAGGGGAACGUCUCCGAGGGCGUGAGUGAGGCAGCGCGGACGCGCAGUCCCCCUCCACGCACCGUCGACAACGCCACGUCGAGCACGGACACGAGUUUGGAGGGGCAGCGGCAGCAGCACCACCGCCGUCUCGCCUCGAACCCGCUCUCGCCGGACAACGGUGCGUUCGAUGCGUCCGCCGCGCCGCAGGAAGGUCGCCGACGGGCCUCUCUCGUGACCUUCCUGGAUGAUCAGCGGAACGUUAAGGAGGCAGCGGAAACCGCCGGCGACCACGAGCUGCCGCGCGUUGUGCCGGUGACGCGGCCGUCCGCAGCCAGCCUCGACGUCUCGGCCAUCCCCUCGAGCCACGAUUCGGGGCUGAUGGAGAGCACGAGUACGGACGCUGUCGGCGGAGGAGACAGCGGAGAAGGAGGAGGAGGCGGCGUCAUUGUGCCGCACGACCCGGGCAACGACACGGCGGCUGCACCGAACACGGACACGAAUACGAACAGCAGCGGCCGUGGUGGUGGCAUUGGGGAGCCUUCCGUGUCCUCCGCACGCCCGUUGCUGACGCAGGAUGCGCACGGCCACUACAAUAACUCCGCCGCCGCAGCAGCAGCAGCAGAGUCACGGAUGCACGCGCCGUUGGACGACAGCACCAGCAGCGGCGGCAGCGGCGGAUUUGGCGACGAAAGCCUCACAAACCCGCUUUCCUCACUCUCGUCCUCGCAGACACCGCAAGAUCGCCUUCUCGCGGCCCCGCAGCCACAACACCAGCUGCCGACCUCCGUUGUGUCCGCUGCGGAAUGGCCCUCCUUCACCACCACCACCGCCGACGUCACCGCGGCAUCGUUGUCCACCGCGUCCCCGAACGCGUCCCCCACACCUGCGGCGGCGGCGGCGACGACGACGGCGACAGCAACGGCAGCAACGACCGCCGUUAUCGGCACCGCCACGACGGACCCGGCGCGGUCUGCGCUGGGCGACGUCGAUGAGCGGCCUGCGGAUGCAGCCACAGCGAUCAACGUGGUGGACACGUCGCCCACGUCGGAGGACGCGCUGGCGGCGACGUGCGCCGGCCACGACGGCUUCCCGGUCGACACGAACGGCCGAAGUGACGACACCGUUGUUGGUGAGCAACGGAACGCCGACGUCGCUGAUCGUGGGGCGCGUGCGGGUGCACCCACGCCGCUACCACCGCGUCCACGGCCAGCGGAGGCGGAAGAGGAGAGGAGCGCGGGUGUGGCGGCGGCUGCGGUGGUGGACGAUGCGAACGAUGAGAGCGAUGGGGACGAAGGUGAAGUUGAUGAAGGCGGCUACGAGACGAGCGGCGGUGAUGAGGCAAGCGACGGCAGCAGCGAUGACGGCACGGGCAGCACCACUUCCUCCUCUUCUUCUACUUCUGGAAGCUCCAGCUCUACCUCGAGCGACAGUGACGAGGCAGUCAGCGAGGGAGAGCGGUCCGAUACGGAGGAGGGCGCAGUCACGGCAGCAGCGAAAGGAGGGGCGAAGGGCAAGAAGAAGGACGUCAGCAGCCACAGCAGCAGCAAGGCACCUUUUGCUGUCGCGAUUCCGCCGUCGAAGCCGUCAACGUCUGUGACGCAGCGGCAGGGGGAGAACUCCUCGCACGACGGCCUCGAGGAGGUGGCGACCCAUCGUGACGACGACAGCGAUGACGCGACAUCUGCCUCGAUGAGCUCUUCCCUCACAGACUCCGCCAACUCGACUAUUUCGGCCGCCUCUUCCUCCUCCUCCAUCCCCUCCUCGCACUCGCUGUCGCAGCGAUCGGCGUCGUCCUCAGCCGGGAAACAGCGGGGCGGCGGCGGCUACGACGCGCGUCGCUCCCUCAGUCACGACCGCACGCGCAGCGUCAGCGGCGCUCGUCUGCUCUCCUCACCGGAUGAGCGAAGCACCGCCACCGCAGCGACGUCGUUUACGGGAGGUAGCGAGAGUGGGCAGCUGGAAGGUGUUCCCGUCGACGGUGACGCAGCAGGCGGGCCGCGGUCACCGGUGGCGAUGGUGCCUCUACGUGUCGCCGCCGGAGGCGUCAACGCUUCCGCUGCUCCCGCCGACUCCCCUGGGCGUUUCUCCGGCGACCGACUGCCACGGCGCUUCGGUACGACGACGACGACGACGACGACGGUGGCGACGGUCAACUCCGCCAGCGGCAGCCCGAUCUCCGGCGUGCCGUGGAUGUCGCGUGAGAGCCUUAGCGAGACCGGCUACUUCGGCGACGCGCUGAAUCCCGAUUCGGCCAAUCGAACCGACUUCUUCGGCCCCCUGACAACGCUCCCCGGCAUCGCGUACCACCUCGAUGACGAGACGAGCGGUGCCAGCGUCGCCGGCACACCGUUGGCGUCCUCCGCAAACCUGUCCGUCGCGCCGGAGCAGCAGCAGCAGCAACCGCAACCGCAACCGCCGUCGACGACGGCCUCCGCUGUGCGGGUCUCGCCGGGUGUCGGUCCCGGCAGCAGCAGCAGUGGUGGCGGCGGCGGUGGUGGUGGUCCAGUCGCGAAUGCCGGCCGCUACGCCAAGACACUCUGGACCCAGCAGCAACGCAAGCGCAUUAACCGCGAACUGCAGCUGCAACGUCAGGAGCAGACCUCUCAGCCGCCACAGCAGCAGCAGCAGCAGCAGCAGCCGCUUCCUUCUGGUAGCACCGAUCGGAACUACACGGACUCGGCGCGCUCCUCCCCCUUGCAGACAGGCGGCGCUUCUCAGCCGCAGCAGCGGCCGUACUCCGCGAUGAACCGCGCGCAGCCGUCUGUGCCGACCACGCCGGUCCCGGGCAGCCGCAGCGCCUUCGGUACCCGCGGCGACCACGACGAGUUCGUUGGCUUCACCUUCAUGGACCGCGGCACGAACGUUAUGAUGCAGCACGCUGGCCGCACGCGGAACAACGACAGCUUCGACCCGUUCAACUCCGCGAACGACGUGAAUGCGGGCAGCGGCGGCAACGACAAUGACGGCGUGCACCGCGAUCUGCACGGGCGACGUGUCGGGCGUGGAAGCGAGUCCUCCGCCUUCGCCUCACCGCACUACCCACCUGCACCGCGCUACCAACCCGCACCGAACGCAUCGUCGUCUGCGAACACCGCGCUCCCCGGCGGCGGCGGCGGCGAUCACUUCCAUAACUUCUCGUUCACGUCGCCGCAGAUCAUGCAGCAGUACCUCGCCUCGGCGGGCGGUGCAGCAGGAGGCAGGGGAGGCGGUGGGGCGGGGGAUGGAAGACCCUCGUACGGACAGCAGCCGCGUCGCUAG